Molecule: messenger RNA, 137 nt
Organism: Acaulospora morrowiae
Lineage: Eukaryota; Fungi; Glomeromycota; Glomeromycetes; Diversisporales; Acaulosporaceae
Source: the annotation of a GenBank genome assembly
UUCCGCCAUUGGCGCCUUACAAGAAGCUGCUGAAGCUUAUUUGGUAGCUCUCUUCGAAGACACUAACUUGGCCGCAAUUCACGCAAAACGUGUCACAAUUCAACCAAAAGAUAUUCAACUCGCCAGAAGACUUCGCG